Messenger RNA from Helianthus annuus (common sunflower), 757 nucleotides. RefSeq names its product probable prolyl 4-hydroxylase 7. Lineage: Eukaryota; Viridiplantae; Streptophyta; Magnoliopsida; Asterales; Asteraceae. The record is from RefSeq and is a predicted model, not a curated record. The transcript is spliced from 4 exons. Bases 389 to 616 code for a protein of 75 amino acids.
UCUUCACACGCGUUAUUUCUUUCCCAAUCCACCUCCCUAUUUAAAUCACAUUUUCUCCACAACUGCCCAGAAUUCUCCCCCACCGUCACUUCCGGUCAUCCACACAGGACUUCCGUGCUCAUCUCAAUUGAAACGAUGGAGGCUGAUGAAGCUCAGAAAUCGGAAGCGGGUUUCCGACGACUAGGGUUCUGCUGCGAAUCGAUGACGGAGGUGAUUUUGGGGUUCUCUCCAACAACCGGUAUACCUUUGAAUGCCCCGUUUUUACCCAGAUCGAACGGUUGACGAUUCUGCAAGGUUGAAGCGGUUUUCGGCGGAGAUAAUCGCCACCCACUGAUUUCGCUGGAGGAUAUUGUCUUGAUGUUUACGGUUUGAUCUACAGGAAUGGAAGAUGAUAACGAUUCGGAGCAUGUUACGAGGAGUCCUUCAUUCGGAGAGAAUGAAUUUGUUCAUGGCGAAGGCUAAGCUCGAGAAAUCGAUGGUUGCUGAUAAUGAAUCUGGUAAGAGUAUUCAGAGUGAGGUUCGAACGAGCUCGGGCAUGUUUCUUAACAAAGCUCAGGGCGAAGGUAUGCUCUACGUGUGGUGGCAGAGGUCAAGUUAUGAGAUUCAAGAUUUGUGAUGAAUUCCCUUCUUGCAACAAACUAUAUUGUGAUAACACGACAAUACAUAUUUUAAAUUGCGCAACGCGCGACAAUGGAUAACACAAUACAUAUUGUAAAUCGCGCAACGCGCGACAAUGAAUAACACUAGUUUUUACAAU